Messenger RNA from Homarus americanus (American lobster), 7120 nucleotides. RefSeq names its product synaptotagmin-12-like. Gene Ontology annotation, molecular function: calcium ion binding; clathrin binding; calcium-dependent phospholipid binding. Gene Ontology annotation, biological process: regulation of dopamine secretion; calcium-ion regulated exocytosis; cellular response to calcium ion. The transcript is spliced from 7 exons. Lineage: Eukaryota; Metazoa; Arthropoda; Malacostraca; Decapoda; Nephropidae. Bases 438 to 2420 code for a protein of 660 amino acids. The record is from RefSeq and is a predicted model, not a curated record.
GCACGACGCAGUACGACACUUUCUCCCCAGCUGCCCCAAGUGCUGGCACGACGCAGUACGACACUUCCUCCCCAGCUGCCCCAAGUGCUGGCACGACGCAGUACGACACUUCCUCCCCAGCUGCCCCAAGUGCUGGCACGACGCAGUACGACACUUCCUCCCCAGCUGCCCCAAGUGCUGGCACGACGCAGUACGACACUUUCUCCCCAGCUGCCCCAAGUGCUGGCACGACGCAGUACGACAAACUGUACGACAAUACUGCGCGCAAGAACGAUACAACUGUUGACAUAUUUCAAGAUGCCAGGAAUUACGACACAAUAGACCGUUAUCAACACUAUGCCACAAAACCUGACAAUACCAACUGGCCAAGUGAGAGAGGGAGAGGUGAACGAACGUCAGGUAGUCCAUCAAGCCAUCAUGAUAAACUCGACACAAUAAUGAGUACCCAUAAACACCUCACACAGCCCAGCUCGUCCCUGAUGCCAAAGCUGGUGAUGCCAACUGACAUGACCUCCGUAGACAUCCAAGUGGCCCCUGACCUGGGUGGGCGGACAUACGAGGUUCCCGCCACGCCCCCCAACACAGCCACCAUCCCCCUGUCACCUCGCUCACCUCACAUCACCUCGCGCUUGGCGGAGGUGGAGGCCAGGAUGAGAUUGUUGGGGGCGCAGACGGAGAGGGACACCUCGCAGGAUUGGUGGCCCUCAGACACGUCUUCCACUUCCAUCGUCGGGGGGGAGCAGGAGGGCCCGCGGGGAGGGAGGAGAGGGAGGAACCCGUUUUUAGUGAGUGUGGGGGAGAGGGAAGACUCGGUCGGUCUCAGUAGUGUAGACGAGGAGGAAGUGUUCUUACUCCACGACGAGGAUGACGACCACAGAACACACGUCCCACGAGUCUCCCGCCGCGAGUUGAGUACCUCAGACGAGGAGAAAACGACUGCAGGUGUAGUGACCGCGGAAUCCGAGGAAGACGCUAGUGCGAGGAGAGUGCGUGAGUACAUUGCCUCACUGAGUGCUCGGCUGCGACAGAUCCCAGACCAAGAGGAGUCCACGCGAGGUUCCCCGGACUAUAUGGAGACUCCUCCCACCUCGGCCACAUACCCCGCCACGCCCCCUAACUCGGCGGGUAAAGUCUCCCACGAUUCUUCGGAGACGCCUCCAAGUUCGGCGGGGUCCUACACCCACUACGGGGGCGGCCGGCCACCCUCCACCAGCACCCCGCCCAACUCGGCCACUCUCAGGAACUUGUACAGCAGCCGGCGAGCCUCGGCGGACGUGUCGCCCGCCUCCCCGGGGGUGUUUAGCCUCAGCAUCAACAGGAGACUCUCCCUCGACACCCCGCCCAGUUCGGCCGGGCUGGUCACUGCCACGCCCCCAAACUCGGCCACCUCCCACCUUACCUUCGGGGACACACCCCCUAGCUCAGCUGGGUACUCCAACACCCCACCCAACUCUGCUGGGCUAACGGGGAGCUUUGAAGCGGGGCUGGUGGGCCCCGGGGUGGGGCUGGUGGGAGCCGGGGCGGGGCAGACACUCAAGAGAGCCAUGUCGUGCGACUCUGUGAGCUCCGACACCUCCGUCACCCUGGGGGAGCUGGAGGACACCUGCGGCCAGGUAACGGGACACCUGGCCGUCCAACUCAUCUACGACAGCGAUACGGCUGAUCUGGAGGUGGUGGUGGUGGAGGGCCGUGACCUGGUAGGACCUGACCCCCACGUCGCCGUCGAUAGCUACGUCAGGGUGUUUCUCCUGCCUGACAAGUCGACCAAUAUGCAAACUAGGGUGUGUCGACGUACCAACAACCCCACCUACCGCGAGAGAUUCCUGUUCGCCCUGGAGGAGGAGGAGGUACCACAUAGAUCCCUCGCCUUCUACAUGUACGCCUCCGACAAGUUCACCAACACGCUGAUAGGAGAAGCUCAUCUUCGUCUGUCGGAUUUCGAGCUGUCGGGUCCUUGUUCUACUGUACUACCCCUCACUGAUAUGGGCCAGAAGGGCGUGGGGUACGGAGAGAUCAUGUUCUCUCUCUCCUACCUGCCCACGGCUGAGAGACUGACGGUGGUGGUGGUGAAGGCGAGGAGUCUCCAGUGGUUGGGGGACAAGACUACAGGCGACCCAUUCGUCAAGGUGUACGUGCUUCAGAACGGUAAAAAGGUGAUGAAGAAAAAGACGAGUGUGAAGAAGGACAGUCGGUCACCUGUGUUCAACGAGGCGAUGAUCUUCAGUGUGCCGGCCCCAGCCCUCCAUAACAUCCAGCUCCGGGUCACCGUGGCGGAGCACAGCAGCGAUGGUGGUCAGGCCAGAUCAGUGGGUCAUGUGAUCGUGGGAACACAGGCUACAGGCAAGGCCCUCUCUCAUUGGAACCAGAUGAUGUCAGCGUUGAGGAAGCCGAUAGGAAUGUGGCACCCACUGAGGCGGUAAUACACAAGGGAGAUGGGGGUGCCAACAGUGCCAUCUUAAACGUAUGCAAGGAUCAGUAAUGUGAGAAUUUAUUUGACUCACUUAAGUUUCGAUACAAAGAGGGAGUCUCUAAGGUUCCUACGUUAACUUCUCAUAGCUAGUGAUGUGAGAACGUAUCUAACUUCUUCACUUAAGCUACGACACAAAGGUGCCUACUUUAAAUUUUCCUCCUAACUGGUGAUCUGAGAACAUAUCUAACUGACUUACUUAAGCUACAACACAAAGAUGGAUUCUCAAUGGUUCCUACGUUAAAUUUUCCUCCUAACUGGUGUUGUGAGAUCGUAUCUAACUCACUCACUUAAGCUACAACAUAAAAAACUUCACUAAAUUACUUAAAAUCGCCCUACGAAUCAUUGAGACAUCCGACCCAGUACCUCCAUGUAGUCACCUCCAGAAUAUAUUGUAGUAAUCCGUCGGUCAUGGCUGCUUACGACAUAUUGUCAGGAGUUUGAGUCAUCAUUUCUGUGUCGAGGUUAUAGGUAAGACUCAUUCUCUUCCAGUUAGAUUCCUCCUCUCAGCUUCCAGUCAGAACCAACGAGAAUUCUGGUUCAAGUUAUUCGUCUAGGCUCGAGGAGUCUAGGGUGACCUGCCCGGGAAGGUCAUCUGGGUGUGAGGUGUGUUGAUGACCUGCCAGGGAAGGUCAUCUGGGUGUGAGGUGUGUUGAUGAUCUGCCAGGGAAGGUCAUCUGGGUGUGAGGUGUGUUGAUGACCUGCCAGGGAAGGUCAUCUGGGUGUGAGGUGUGUUGAUGACCUGCCAGGGAAGGUCAUCUGGGUGUGAGGUGUGUUGAUGACCUGCCAGGGAAGAUCAUCUGGGUGUGAGGUGUGUUGAUGACCUGCCAGGGAAGAUCAUCUGGGUGUGAGGUGUGUUGAUGACCUGCCAGGGAAGGUUAUGUCAUCAAAGAGACUCAAUAUGGCCGUCGUCAACACUGAAGACGACUGAAGACCAAGAGGUGGUGAAAUAACGAUGGUUGUAGAACUAAGUCUCACAACACCUACAGGAUAAAAGUGAUUAUUAGAAACAUGUUGUGAUGGUGAUUAGUAGCGUAAAGAUGCGCUUCUAUGAGCUCUUCCAAUCGGUGAUGGUGAUGUUCAUAUUCUAUAAAGUGAACAGGAAGAACAAUUCAAAAGGUGACUGUGCAGUGAUUCCAUAUAUUGAACAUGAAAAAAACAUUCAAAAGAUGACUGUGAACAUAUCAUUGAGGUGAGGAGAUAAGGAGGAGGACGAUAUAAUCCAAACAUGACUCAAGAACUACACAUCCUAACUCAAUGGCCACCCUUACCCCUCAUACACGUUAAGGUCUCUGGUACACACACACCUCUCAAUAGGCACUUACCAUACAGCACAAAAAUCAAAAAGCACAGGAAGUUAUCUCUUAAUGAAACAAUGUGACUUUAUAAACACAUAAUGAACUACAGAUGUUAAUAGAUGUUGAGGCAAUGUCUUAGUGGUUAUUGAGAAUUAGUUGUCGUUGCGGGAUGACUAAAGGAAGUUCUGUGAGGUGAAUGUUAACAAAGAUGACGUCACGUGUGCGGAUUGGUGGCAGUGGGGAGAUAGUGACAUUGUUGUGAUUGGGUGAACACUCGUCAUGGUGCUUCCUGACUGAGUGUAAAGAUGAUGAAGUGAUAGUGAUGUCGUGAUUAGAAUGAUGAUAAGGGUGAGUGGUAGUGGUGAUAACCGUGGUGACAAUAUUUGGUGAUAGUGAUGCGAUGUGAUGUUCAAAGGUGGUGACUAAUGAAUGUAUGGAACGGUGUACGGAAGGAAUAUGUGAUGACAGUGAUGAUAAUAAUAACAGGCCUUGUAGUGCAGUUACGUGUGAUGAACCAAAAUACUCGCGUGAGAUUUAAAAUACGGAUGACCACAAUGAUGAUGAUAAUACUAGAGAAGGUUUAAAUUGAUGAUAAUUAGGAAGAUUGUCUGUACAGGGCCGUAGAUCAAACUCUCACAGAUAACUCGAUACACCGAGGGGUCCCGCAAGGUCUCUAUCCCACACCGUUUGUAUACAUAACCGAGCUACAUAAUAUAUAUAUACGUAUUUAUUUAUUUAUAUAUAUAAACUACUACUGUAUAGGAUAAGAACUCGUCAGACAUAAUAUAUUCAGCACGCACAGUUCCCAUAAUGCACCGGAAUCGUCUGUGUUCAUAUCAGCUGUGUCUGUCUGUCUGUCUGUUUAUACACACACACACACACACACACACACACACACACACACACACACACACACGCAAAUGUAUCUAUUCACUUUGACAUUUGUGCCUAUGGUUAUGUGUGUGUGUGUGUGUGUGUGUGUGUGUGUGUGUGUAAAACAAUAGCCGUACAUACGCACUUAAUUCCAUGUAUGUGUACAUUAUAUACAUAUAACGAGAGCAGGUGUGUGGCUCAAACAGGUGUAUGGUUCUAACGUCUAUCUGGUUCUAACGUCUAUCUGGUUCUAACGUCUAUCUGGUUCUAACGUCUGUAUGGUUCUAACGUCUGUAUGGUUCUAAACGUCAGUAUGGUUCUAAACGUCAGUAUGGUUCUAACGUCCGUAUGGUUCCAACGUCUGUAUGGUUCCAACGUCUGUAUGGUUCUAACGUCCGUAUGGUUCCAACGUCUGUAUGGUUCUAACGUCAGUACGGUUCUAAACGUCAGUAUGGUUCUAAACGUCCGUAUGGUUCUAACAGAUAUAUAUGUCGCACAAACUAAGGAAUCGUAUUAUUUCUAGGAACCCCCCAGAACUGCUGACAAUGAGACGACCACCACCACAAGGUCCUAUGACUGCCAUGACUAGUUUAAGCAGUGGUAAGAGGGUGGAGGAGGGAUCUUAUCUUAGGGCAGGGAGAGAAUACAGUGGUAAGAGGGUGGAGGAGGGGUCUUAUCUUAGGGCAGGGAAUGAAGAGUGUGGAAGGUUUUAAGACCCUCCCCCCCUCCCCCCUCCCCUCGUAGUUUAGAUGACAGUAGAGUUAAUGUGAGAGGUUCUGGGAACUUCCAUGGCUACAGAUGUUUACAGGAGUCAGGGAAGCAGAGUUUUAGGGUACACAACACCUACACAGUACGUCUACAUGUCUGUUUCUCUGUGACAGUCAUGGAUGUGGGUGCGGAGAGAGAGAGAGAGAGAGAGAGAGAGAGAGAGAGAGAGAGACAGAGAGAGAGCCGCGCCAACCUUCAUGUUUGUCAAAGAACGACGUUUAAGUUAUGUCAAUAGUGACUCUUUGUCCUGAUAUGAAAUAGGUAAAAAGUAAGCAGACAGAAAUACACUCACCGUUAAAACUCCUGUAUUGCCUUAGCGAGAACACGUGUGAGUUCUCAUAUACAUACAUACAUACUGAAGCCAAACUCUUCCAUAGUGAUUGUGAUAACCAACAUAGUCAAGAGUUCAGGUCUAGUGUGGGGUUCCUUAUAGACGUCAGACUCUUUCGUGGAUUCUUUUUACCACAGACAGAAGAGCAUCGGUGUAAAUAAAUCAAAAUGUAUCAUAAAGGAUCGUGUGUAGCAUCAGGUAUACCGUGUGUUAGGAUCAAAAGCAUUAGGUUCUUAUAUAUUAUCGUUUUGAUACGGAAACAUUAUUGGAACAUGUGAGGAAAAAAGAUAGUUAUAUAACCUAACCUCUUCUAAAAUAAAUACUAAACAAUAAUUCUUUGAUAUUGUUAAAGCUAGAGACGUCAUUAUAUAUAUAUUUUGUGUAUGUGUGUAUCAUUGUCUGUCUCACACUAACAAAUAAUAUUGCUUGGCGUUCAGUAUGACAACAGGGUCACUUUUUACUAAACUCUUAAUUGUCCCGGUAAAGACUCACUAAGGCUCCUGGGCUAAAUAUUCCUCAUAACUAAAGAUUUAACACUUGAUCAUACUGGUUAGCGAAGAUAAAAUACUAAAACAGCAUUAAAAUUAACACUGAGACUCUACCCUAACUAGAAACGUUCACUUAGCGCCAGUUAGGAGAAUAUUUUAUACGUAAAUUAACUUUGUCUUCUAACUGAUGAACGUAUCUAGUUAAGGUAAAGUCUCAGUGUUAAUUCUAAUGUUAUUUGUAUGUCUUAUCGUUAGUUAACCAAUAAGAUACAGUGUUACGUGUUUACUUACGACGAAGGAUUCAUCUUACGAACCUCGGUGACUCGUGAUACUAAAAUAAUGUUCCUUAGUCAUUAGUCUUUGGUAGAAUUAGAUUAUUAUAACUAUUUCCAACUUGGACAAUCGACCGCGAGAUCCCACCGUCGCUAACACUGAACUUCUUGAGUCACCUGAUGAUUAGCCCCUCCUAGCAUUUCUCAUCUGAUGGUUAAUUAACACUAAUCAUACCUGGUGGGGGUUAGGUCAGGUCAGGUCAGGUCAGGUCAGGUCAGGUCAGGUCAAUCUCAAGGUGACAUCAGCUGGUGUGCUUAAUCUCCAGGUGAUUCAACUUCUAAAUAAGAACCUUGUUUUAUAAGAAAAUUUUUAUUACCAUUAACUAAUUUGUAUAAAAAAAAUACAAAAAGAAAUACAUAUGAAAAAUAUUACAUAAAAUUCUAUCAACAUCUUUAAUAAAAAAAAAACUUGAAUAUUGUAAGUUUUAAGUUACUAAUGGUCCACAGUGUGUGAUCAUGAUAAUAUAUAGUGACGCCAUGACAUCCCCCCCCACUGUGGCACCAUAACACCCCACACACUCCCACUGUGGCACCAUAACACCCCACACACCUCCCCCCCACUG